AUGGAAUGUAAGCAGGUUUACCACUACGGUCUGCGUUACUUUUUCCGCAGUUAUUACAACUUUAUGGAUUGGGCUGCCAUUGCGCUCUACCUAGCCUCUUACUCACUGCGGAUCAUUGUGGACUUUAAAGUUCAGUCCGCCUUGUCGCUCUAUCGAAGUGAGUUGCGUGUGGCUCAGGGAUUGUUGGCCAACGCGACUUGUGCACAGAGUCGACAGUGCCCGGAUCUGGGAUCGAACACACAUCACCAUUAUGUGGCUUAUCGGAACCAAAUACUCAGUGCCACCUCUGCCUACUGGUUACGGGGAUGUCGUUUAUGGUGGGCUCCCGAUGAUCCAGAAUACGUGUCCGAUUGCUUGUUUGCCCUGGGAAACGUGUUAUCGUUUGCCCGUAUCAGCCAUUUAAUGCCCGCUUGGGAACUGCUCGGACCGUUGCAAAUCUCUCUGGCCCGAAUGAUUUCUGACAUAAUUCGAUUUAUGGCCCUCUUCACCGUGAUGGUGAUCGCCUUUGUUGUCGGAUUGACAAAUUUGUACUGGUAUUUCGCCAAUAUCAUAGUAUCUGUGGAUUUGCAAGGACGUCUCAUUCGAUAUGCCAGUGGCAUACCAGCAUUCAAAAGCACCGGGGCAACCUUCUACACUCUGUACUGGGCUCUUUUUGGUCAGUCAUCAAACAAUGUGACUACCAUUGACGAGGAUCUAGCCAAACUGUACCCUGGACACGGAACUUUGGCAGUCGAUAGCAGUCCGUUCAUGAUCAACAGUUUGGGCAGUAUAUUGUACGCCAUCUAUAACGCUUGUAUGACUAUCAUUUUGCUCAAUAUGCUAAUUGCUAUGAUGAGCAAAUCAUUUGAUGAAAUUCAGGGUGACCGAUUAGAGGAGUGGAAAUUUGCUAGAGCCAGCCUCUGGAUGGUUUAUAUCGACCAAGAAGGGGUUCUACCACCUCCGUUGAAUUUACUUCCAUCCCGGGAAGCGCUUUCCUCAUUCUUUAGUCGUAUAGGCAAAGCGAUGUGCUUCAAUCGAGCCGGGGACAAAGAACCGAAGCAAAGUGUCAGUAUGUAUUUUGCCGCAAUGCGCAAUGCCGUAUGGGUGAACCAGUACUUGCAGACACAGAAUGACUGCACGCUCGAGGUCCCGUUGGGUCGGAUCAAGAAAACCACGACCACGACAACUGUGAGCACAGCACUAGACGGCUCACCGGUACACUCGAACAGUUGGGCUUCAGAUGAUGAGGGUAUAGUAGAAACAGAUCCGGAAAAGCAAUUCACCAAUCAAAUGCGCGCAAAUGUCCUACGGCGCUAUCUAUUCAAACUGCAGAAACAGAAAGAGGAAGAGUCGAAAUCUGGAGUCGAUUUGUUGGCCUUUGACCGUGUGAUUCUGGACUUGCAAAAAGUUUCCGUCAUUUCUGAUUCGCAUCCUCCAAACUUUGACUCCGAUCUCGAGAAAGAACAACUUGUUUGUAAUCAUGAAUUAAACAAGUACACCUAUGAAGAACGUGCAUUAUGCUUCCGGUACGAAUAA
Messenger RNA from Echinostoma caproni, 1515 nucleotides. NCBI's taxonomy places the organism in Eukaryota, Metazoa, Platyhelminthes, Trematoda, Plagiorchiida, Echinostomatidae. The record is from the annotation of a GenBank genome assembly.